UCAGGAGGCACCGCAUGUCUUAGUAUUCAGUGUCGUUUUCCAGCGGUAGCAUCAACGGUGAGCGACAAUGCAAGAAACUAGCGACAUGAGCCAUCAUACACAACAUAACAAAAAUGCCACUUUCCUUCGAACAAUCAGCAACGAUAAUUGGUCCGUUCCGUUCUGCAACUGCGAGUAUCCCAACGAAACUAGAUGGAAGUACCCUGGCAAGAAAAUGAUGCCAUGCAAAUGCGGAGAGGAUACGUCGAGCCGACUCGAUUGGUCCUGGGACAAAGAGCUAGCGGUAGAAACCUCGGUGCUGGGAACGGAAGUCAUAUUUCACCCAGUGUACAGCCAAGGCACUACCAUAGUGCGUGCCAAUCAACCGUUACACAUUGGGCGACAUCAUUACUGGGAACUGAAAAUACUGUCACCACUAUCGGGCACAGAUAUCAUGUUUGGCAUUGGAACUGAUAAGGUGGAUUUACUGAGACAUCAGUUCACCUUUACCAGCGUGCUCGGUAUCGAUGACCAAUCAUGGGGUUACUCCUAUCGAGGUUUAGCCCAGCACAACGGUCAGUUGAAGUAUUACGGGAAAAAGUUUAGCCGGGGACGCAUCAUAGGCAUUUACGUGGACAUGUUUCGCGGUACCUUGGAAUACUAUCUAAACCGACGUUCGCUCGGGCGUGCGUAUUCCGACAUUCCCAGAGAAGAAGGUGUAACAAUCUAUCCGAUGGUUUCGUCCACGUCCGCUAAAUCGUCCGUUAAGCUUAUAAAUGCCGCUUCGUUCGAAGAUAAUCUUAAGUUUAAUUGCAUGAAGGUGAUCUGUAAGUAUCCGAAACUUCUCGCCCAAGUCAAUGCCAUACCAGGACUUAGGCAAAUCUCGCAAGAACUAUGGUUCUUGCAGCUUAGGGAACCCAGCCGAUCGGAGGAUUUUGCACUUAACAAUUCACAUCUAGCUGACGAAGCAGUGCUGUGCGGGAAAAAAAUUAAACUAUCAGCCCGCAGUGCAGCUGACAGUGGGGCCGCCGCUAAAACGUUGGAAAUCAAUUCUGAAGCACAAAUUUAUGAUAACUUGAUGAAUUAUGAGAAUCUUAAUGAUGCAACGGAUCAUUCCUCGAGCGUGCGCAAAAAUCGUGGUAGAUCAACCGACUCAAACAGUGAGGAUGAUGAUGACCUGCCUGUGAUGAUAGAAAACCAAAUUUUUUAACAGAUUAUUACUGCAACUAACA
This is a messenger RNA of Anopheles maculipalpis, 1211 nucleotides long. Its product is annotated as SPRY domain-containing SOCS box protein 3. NCBI's taxonomy places the organism in Eukaryota, Metazoa, Arthropoda, Insecta, Diptera, Culicidae. The record is from RefSeq and is a predicted model, not a curated record. Gene Ontology annotation, biological process: proteasome-mediated ubiquitin-dependent protein catabolic process. The transcript has 3 exons. Gene Ontology annotation, molecular function: protein binding. Gene Ontology annotation, cellular component: SCF ubiquitin ligase complex. The coding region runs from base 68 to 1189 and encodes 373 amino acids.